GUCGGCGGCGCGCGCCUGUGGAGGCCCAGCAAUGGCGGCCGUUCGGCUGGGGGUGUGUGGCAUCAGGGCCCUGCAGGCCCGUGGCUAUGGCAACGACGCCGGACAGCUCGGGGAGCUGGGCAAAGGGGCCGGGAAAGGCGGGGGCGGCGGCGGCUCCAUCCGGGAAGCGGGCGGCGCUUUCGGCAAGAAGCAGGCGGCAGAGGAGGAGCGCUACUUCAGGGAGAAAGGCCAGGAGCAGCUGGCCGCCUUGAAGAAACACCACGAGGAGGAGAUCUCUCACCACAAGAUGGAAAUCGAGCGCCUGCAGAAAGAGAUCGAGCGCCAUAAGCACAAGAUUAAGAAGCUCCGUAAUGAUGACUGAGUUGUGGCCCUCGAGGGCCAGGGGCUCACUGGUCGCGGUCCCCCUAUUAAUCAGGGACCGGCGCGUGCCCGGUGCUGACUUGCCUCAAGCUUGACGUUCUCUGUUCUACUUUUUGUUCCGCUGCAUCCCACUGUGGUAAUAAACUGAUGGGUGAACCA
Molecule: messenger RNA, 519 nt
Organism: Tachyglossus aculeatus (Australian echidna)
Lineage: Eukaryota; Metazoa; Chordata; Mammalia; Monotremata; Tachyglossidae
Gene: ATP5IF1
Product: ATP synthase inhibitory factor subunit 1
Exons: 3
Coding region: 32-361 (109 amino acids)
Biological process (GO): negative regulation of ATP-dependent activity
Cellular component (GO): mitochondrion
Molecular function (GO): ATPase inhibitor activity
Source: RefSeq, a predicted model, not a curated record